This is a messenger RNA of Salvelinus fontinalis (brook trout), 3186 nucleotides long. RefSeq names its product SWI/SNF-related matrix-associated actin-dependent regulator of chromatin subfamily E member 1-related-like. Lineage: Eukaryota; Metazoa; Chordata; Actinopteri; Salmoniformes; Salmonidae. The record is from RefSeq and is a predicted model, not a curated record. The coding region runs from base 324 to 1238 and encodes 304 amino acids. Gene Ontology annotation, cellular component: nucleus. Gene Ontology annotation, biological process: regulation of gene expression. The transcript has 9 exons.
AUGUAAUUGCUAUUUUGCGACGUGAGGCUUAUUUGAUUGAAUUUAAGUUUAGCAAUGGUUAGUUUGUUACGAAUCCACAGAUAUAAGUGAACGAACGUGGCAUACCGGCAACUUUUUGGGAAAAAAAUACUUUUAUCGGAGUUGCGCCGACUGAGGGGGUUGUGCCUGUUGAUCACACGCGUAUAUGCCCUCUUAUUGGCUAGAAUGUUCCAACUGAUUUCGCCUCCUCCCGCCUACCUUCCAUCUUUGAGGACAUGUAUUUCCAUUGUUAGAGCGGUCACUCGACUGUCUUGUCAAUAUCAUAGAACACCUUUGGGGAUAUCAUGGGAGGUGUGAAACAGGAGCAGAAUGAUGGACCACCACCAAGAGGCAUGCCGUCCUCUGAUGCAGCACACGAAGAGCAUAUCCGUUCUCUUUCUGUACAGCCUGUGAAGAAGAGGGGUUGGCCAAAGGGUAAGAAGAGAAAGAAGGUUUUGCCCAACGGUCCCAAGGCACCAGUGACUGGAUAUGUGCGCUUUCUGAAUGAACGACGAGAGCAGAUCCGUGCUAAGUACCCUGACCUGCCCUUUCCAGAAAUUACCAAGAGGUUGGGCGCAGAGUGGAGCUGCUUAGCACCUCAUGACAAACAGCGCUUCCUAGAUGAGGCGGAGCGAGAAAAGCUGCAGUAUGCCCGGGAGCUGAGAGAAUACCAACAGAGUGAGGCCUAUCAGAUCACCAGUGCCAAGAUCCAGGACAAGAAGGUCAAGAGAGAGGAGUCUCCAUCUGUCAUUAUCAAUGCCAACAGUUCUGGAUCAGCUGCUCUGAAGGGUUCAGACUACCUGUCCAACAGAUUUGAUGUUCCAAUAUUCACAGAGGAGUUCCUGGACCAGAACAAGGCCCGGGAAGCAGAGCUUCGGCGUCUUCGCAAAGCCAAUGUUGAGUUUGAGGAGCAGAACGCCGUGCUGCAGAAGCACAUAGCAGACAUGUACAGCGCCAAAGAGAGGCUGGAAGCUGAACUGGGGCAGGAUGAGCUCCGGACACAGGCCUUACACAGGCACCUGCUGGCCAUCAAACACACCCUCGUCAGCAGUCUGUCCACCGUGGCCCUGCCAGGCACAGGUGAGACACCCUCUCUUGGUACCCUGGACUCUUACCUGAGUCGCCUGAGUGGUACUCUGGAGAGCAACCCUCAUGAGCACCGUGUCUUGCUGACUCAGCUUCGUGAUGUCCUUUCUCACCUGGACAGUGAGAAGCUAUGAUGGGACCUCCACACCCAUUCUGACUUGAUGUGGAUCCCGGGUGGUAUAACAACAGGUCAAAUCGGUGCCCUUCAGUAUAGUCAUGGGAUAGAUGGGAUGUCUUUCUGAUGUAACAGACAAAUUACAAACCGAUAAAACACAAGGCUCAGUCUAUAUAGCAUUACUCUGUGGUAUACAGUGUAAUAUAUAAAUUGAUUAAAUAAAGAAAAUUAUUGAGCAAUCCCUACACAAUACCCCCUAAUUGCAAGGUGAGUUUCUAGAAAUGUUUGCAAAUGUAUUAGAAAUAAAAAAAGAUACCUUAUUUACAUAAGUAUUCAGACCCUUUGCUAUGAGACUUGAAAUUGAGCUCCGGUUUCUCCUGUUUCCAUUGAUCAUCCUUUUAAAUGUUUCUGAAACUUGAUUGGAGUGCUGUGGUAAAUUCAAUUGAUUGGACAUGGUUUUGGAAAGGCACACACCUGUCUAUAUAAGGUCCCACAGUUGACAGUGCAUGUCAGAGCCAUGUCAGAGCCAUGUGCAUGUCAGAGCCAUCGAAGGAAUUGUAGAGCUCCGUGACAGGAUUGUGUCGAGGCACAGAUCUGGGGAAGGGUACCAAAACGUUUCUGCAGCAUUGAAGGUCCCCAAGAACACAGUGGCUUCCAUCAUUCUUAAAUGGAAGAAGUUUGGAACCACCAAGACUCUUCCUAGAGCUGUCCGCCCGGCCAAACUGAGCAAUCGGGAGAGAAGGGCAUUGGUCAGGGAGUUGACCAAGAACCCAAUGAUCACUAUGACAGAGCUCUAGUUCCUCGGUGGAGAUGGGAGAAGCUUCCAGAAGGACAACCAUCUCUGCAGCACUCCACCAAUCAGGCCUUUAUGGUGGAGUGGCCAGACGGAAGCCACUCCUCAGUAAAAGGCACAUAACAGCCUGCUUGGAGUUUGCCAACAGCCACCUAAAGACAAGAUUGAACUCUUUGGCCUGAAUGCCAAGUGUCACAUCUGGAGGAAACCUGGCACCAUCCCUAUGGUGAAGCAUGGUGGUGGCAGCAUCAUGCUGUGGGGAUGUUUUUCAGCGGCAGGGACUGGGAGACUAGUCAGGAUCGAUGGAAAGAUGAUUGGAGCAAGGUACAGAGAGAUCCUUGAUGAAAACCUGCUCCAGAGCACUCAGGACCUCAGUCUGGGGCGAAGGUUCACCUUCCAACAGGACAACGGCCCUAAGCACACAGACAAGACAAUGCAAGAGUGUCUUCAGGACAAGUCUCUGAGUGUCCUUGAGUGGCCCAGCCAGAGCUCGGACUUGAACCUGAUCCAACAUCUCUGGAGAGACCUGAAAAUAUCUGUGCAGCAAUGCUCCCCAAAGGUGCUUCAACAAAGUACUGAGUAAAGGGUCUGAAUACCUAUGUAAAUGUGAUGUUUAUUUUUAAAUUAGCUAAAAUGUCUGAAAGACUAUUUUUGCAUUGUCAUUAUGGGGUAUUUUGUGUAGAUUGAAGGGGGGAAAACAAUUGAAUCAGUUUUAGAGUAAAGCUGUAAUCUAACAAAAGGUGGAAAAGUCAAGCGGUCUGAAUACUUUCUGAAGGCACUGUAUCUGCAUGUGUACAGUCUUGUUCAGCUUUGGAGGCAAAUUUCAGGCUUGUUGUGAACAGUCAUUAUGUCAACUGCCUUACCUUGUUCCUAUGGUUUCCUGAAAAGAAUCAUGGGAAAAGCAGUUUACAUGCCCUUUUUUCCGUAUGUCUUCACUUGAAAUAAGGAGAUUGAGGAAGUGUACUUGUGUCAAAUGAGAGACCAAAUGAACUGGAAAAGAUCAUAGCAACAUUUUCAGAAUAGUUUUUUAUAACGCUAUUGACAUUAGUUUUGGGGUGGGAAGUUUUGGAUGAAGGUUUUUUUUGUAAUGGUUUAUUUGAAAGAAUUUGAAAUGGAAGUUUUGUCUCCUUUUGUAAUCAUUAUUUCAAUUUGCAAUAAAAGUAAAUGUGUGUAA